Anopheles bellator is the source of this 4650-nucleotide messenger RNA. RefSeq names its product UDP-glucose:glycoprotein glucosyltransferase (gene Uggt). The transcript has 6 exons. The coding region runs from base 1 to 4650 and encodes 1549 amino acids. Gene Ontology annotation, molecular function: UDP-glucose:glycoprotein glucosyltransferase activity. Lineage: Eukaryota; Metazoa; Arthropoda; Insecta; Diptera; Culicidae. Gene Ontology annotation, cellular component: endoplasmic reticulum. The record is from RefSeq and is a predicted model, not a curated record.
AUGGCUUCCUCGGUGUAUUCCGUGUUCACGUUAAGCCUUUUUGUGGCUGUGAUCGCGGCGAAAAACCAUCCCAUCACCACGCAGCUGUCGGCCAAAUGGAGUGUUACUCCGGUACACCUGGAGAUUGCCGAAUUCAUCGAUGAAGAAAGUGCCAAUUCGUUCUGGGAUUACGUGGAAUUGUUGAACAACGUCCGUGGCACGCUUUACAAUUUGGAAACCGAAGAGAAACGUUACCGCAAGUCGAUUGAGCUGGCGUCGGAGAUUCUCGGAGAUGGCCAAAUUAGCCUGUUAAAGUUGGCUCUUUCGCUGCAUAGCUUUUCACCCAAAGUGCAAAGUUCGCUGCAGGUGGCUCACGAAGUUUUGGCUAAGGGCGACUGCGAAACGACGAUAUUUGCCAGCGUCAAUGGCAAGGUUGCGUGUGAGGUCGACGAACUCAAAAGUAUCUUGCGAGCCGGUGGCAAAGAUGUAUCGACCGUUGAAACCUUCGCUAUCGAUCACAUUUAUCCCGGAUCGGAGAAUCAUUCCCUCACGGUGGUGUUGUACGGCGAGCUCGGUACGCAAGAAUUCAAGCGGUUCCAUGACAUCAUUCGCCCGGAGACGGAUCGUGGAACAGUGCGGUACGUGUUGCGACAUUACGUGAGGGGUAUUUCGUCACGUAAAGUUCGCCUGUCGGGCUACGGCGUUGAGUUACACCUGAAAUCGACGGAAUACAAGAGCCAGGAUGACGCGCAACACGUCCAUGAGCCGGCAAAUGUGGAGAGUGACGGGGACGAGCAGGCGGAAGCAGAAGUCGAGGGUUUCGACUUUGCAAGCCUCAAGACGCGCUUACCUCAUCUGGCGCACUCGCUGGACCGGUUCCGGAACGCGCUGCUCGAGAAGCACGAGGAAAUUGAACCGCUAAAAGCCUGGGAGUUCCAGGAGCUGGGUUUGCAAGCCGCCCAGCGAAUCGCCGAACUCCAGGGCGAGGAAUCGUUGCGGAUGCUUCAGUUCACUGCUCAGAAUUUUCCCACGCAAGCAAAAUCGCUACUAACGCAAUCGGUUUCGGAGGACUUCAAGAAGGAAAUGAGGAACAAUGUCGAAGUGUUUGGCCGCAACCUUAACCUACAACCACCGGACGCGGCUUUGUUUCUGAAUGGUUUGUUUUUCGACGCCGAUACGAUCGACACGAUUACGCUGCUAGAUACGCUUCGUUCGGAAAUGCGUGUUCUCGAGGGUCUGAACCGGAUCAACAUCCGUGGGCGAAGCGCCACGCCAUUGCUGGGCCUUGAUCUGUCGUCUAGCUCAAAGGAGUUUGCGAUUGACCUCCGUGAUUCGGCCAUUACGUGGAUAAACGAUCUCGAGAACGAUGCUCAGUACCGUCGCUGGCCAGCCAGCUUGAAGGAUUUGCUCCGGCCCACGUUUCCGGGAAUGCUACGCAAUAUUCGCAAGAAUCUCUUCAAUUUGGUGCUUAUUGUUGACCCGGUAGCCGGUGACAGUGCCGGGCGAGACAUUGUGAAACUUGCGGAAAGCUUCAUUGUGCAUAUGGCUCCGGUGCGCAUUGGAUUGGUGUUUCAAACUGGUGACGGCGAGGAUUACAGAGCUGUAACGUGUGCUUUCAACUAUGUCCAUCAGAAAAAAUCGGCUAGCGAAGCACUCGGUUUUCUAACGGACCUGUUUGCGGCAACGGUUGAGCGGAAGGUGAUCCGGUACGCCGACGUACGAGAGGUGUUGCGCAAGAAAUUUAAUCGUCUGAAGCAGGAAGAAAUCGACGAAGUGUUGGGUGAGGACUCGGACUUUGAUUAUGGACGCCAGUUGGCACAAGAAUUUAUUGGUCGGUUGGGACUCAAGACGGUUCCACAAGCGUUGCUGAACGGUGUUUUGUUGCCACAGACAGCGCUCACCAGCGACGAGUUUGAGGAGACGAUCCUCACCGAGAUCAUGCAACAAACACCCACCCUGCAGAAAGCUGUCUACAUGGGCGAUUUGCACGAGGGCGAGCCGGUAAUCGAUUAUCUGAUGAAGCAGCCGCAUGUGAUGCCGCGUUUGAACCAACGCAUUCUCUCGCAAGAAGAACCACAUUUUCUCGACAUGUCUGGACGGCCGCACCCUGAUCUCGAAGAUGUAUCGGCCCUCGGGCAAUUGUCAAACGCUGACCUUACCGCCACCUUGAUGAGCAACUUGAAGUACUUUGGUGGCAAGGCGACUUAUGAAAAGUUCCUUGGCAAUCGGGUUCACUUUCUUACCGUUUGGGUUGUCGGUGAUCUGCGACGGGCGGCAGCUCGUAAGCAGCUUCGUAAUGCACUACUGUUUAUGAAAUCGUCGUCUGGUGUACGGGUUGCGUUUAUACCCAAUGUCGACGGACAAGAUGCGGCACGCUCGGAGCUUAAAAAGGACUUGAAUGCACUAGUUUGGGCCACUAUUAAUACACUCGAAGCGGACGAAACAUACAAUAUCGUCAUGAAACUGUUAGAAGCAACCGAAGCCGGCACCGAUCCGAGUGAGGUCGUGGCCGACUCUGUGCUCGGAUUCCUGCCCGCCACGCAAAUGCAUCUGAAAAUGCUGCGCGUUUACUGUCAGCGCGUGCUGAAGUUACGCGCAUCCGCUAGCACGAUCAUGGCAAACGGACGAUUGUUGGGUGUGUUCGAAACGGACGAGUACUUUGAGACGGAAGAUUAUGGACUGCUCGAUAGCUUCAACGGGUUGCAGUAUACCGAUAAGAUACGCACGGCGCUAAAGCAAGCCUCGCUGUCGGAUCAGGACGAUGCGCCGCCCAUGUCAAGCGAUACCAUCAUGAAACUGGUUUCGAUUCUCGUGCCCCGCCAGCAAUCGAAAUCACGUUACACCAUUCCGUCGGAUGUCCAGGAAAGUCGAACAGUCGUGCAGCUAUCACCAAAGCGUGCCGACCAACCGUUUUUCGAGAUCGUCGCAGUUCUCGAUCCGGCCUCUCGCGGUGCGCAGAAACUGUCUUCCCUUUUGCUGUUAUUGCGCGAUGUCGUCAAUUGUCAGAUGAAAAUUUUCCUGUGUGCCAUCGACAAGCAUAGCGAUAUGCCAGUCAAAACAUUUUAUCGGUUUGUGGUCGAACCCGAGCUACACUUUACCAACGAUGGUCGACUGGGAGCCGGUCCGUCGGCAAAGUUUGUAGGUCUUCCAGCAAGCCCGUUGCUGACACAAAGUUUAAAUGUGCCUGAAAAUUGGCUGGUCGAGGUUGUGCGCUCGGUGUACGAUCUGGAUAACAUUAAACUGUCGGAGAUCAACGGUCCGGUGCACUCGGAGUACGAGCUGGAGCAUCUGCUGCUCGAGGGCCAUUGUUUCGACAGUGCGACCGGUUCACCUCCGCGGGGCUUGCAGAUCACACUAGGCACCGAGGAUCAUCCCAUUAUCGUCGAUACGAUCGUGAUGGCAAACUUGGGCUAUUUCCAACUCAAAGCUAAUCCGGGUGCGUGGAUUCUAAAACUGCGUCACGGCAAGAGUGCCGACAUUUAUGAUAUCACGAGUGCGGAUGGACCAAACACAGUGCACACAGCAGAAAGCACACGUGUCAUCAUCAGCUCGUUGCGUUCGCACGUUCUGAAGCUGCGCGUGACCAAGAAACCCGGCAUGGCCGGGAUGGAUCUCUUGGGUGACGACAAGGACGGUCCCGGUGGUGGCGGAGGUGGGGGAAUAUGGGACUCGAUCAGCUCAAUUGUCGGAACGAGCGACAGCGGUGGCAGCGGAGGAACCGCUGGUGAACCGGAAGUAUUGAAUAUUUUUUCCGUCGCCUCGGGACAUCUCUACGAGCGGCUUCUGCGUAUCAUGAUGCUGUCACUGCUAAAGCACACACGCACCCCGGUUAAGUUUUGGUUCCUAAAGAACUACCUCUCGCCGCAGUUCAUCGAUUUCCUACCGCAUAUGGCCGCGGAGUAUGGGUUCCAGUACGAGUUGGUACAGUACAAGUGGCCACGCUGGUUGCACCAGCAGACGGAGAAGCAGCGUAUUAUCUGGGGCUACAAGAUUCUGUUUCUGGAUGUGCUGUUUCCGCUCGACGUAAGGAAGAUUAUCUUCGUGGAUGCGGAUCAGAUCGUGCGGGCGGACAUGAAGGAGCUGAACGACUUUGAUUUGGGCGGUGCACCGUACGGCUAUACGCCGUUCUGUGACUCGCGCCAAGAGAUGGAGGGUUUCCGCUUUUGGAAGCAAGGUUACUGGAAAAACCAUCUGCAGGGCCGUCGGUAUCAUAUUUCAGCCCUGUACGUGGUAGACCUGAAGCGGUUCCGCAAGAUUGCUGCUGGUGACCGCAUUCGUGGUCAAUAUCAGGCUCUUAGCCAGGAUCCAAACAGUUUAUCCAACCUCGAUCAAGAUUUGCCGAACAACAUGAUCCACCAGGUGGCAAUCAAAUCAUUGCCCCAAGAGUGGCUAUGGUGCGAAACUUGGUGCAGCAGCGAAACGCUACAGUACGCUAAAACGAUAGAUUUGUGUAACAAUCCGUUGACAAAGGAAGCAAAGUUGACCGCCGCUCAGCGCAUCGUGCCCGAAUGGAAAGACUACGAUACAGAAAUUAAGAGGCUACAGGCAAAGGCAGAGGACAGUGAACAUAGCGAGGAGGAGUCUAGCUCUCCGCAGCACUCCGAACAACAUUCCACCGAUGAGACUAAGAAUGAGGGAUCGAAUGCGAAGGCAGAACAUACGGAGCUGUGA